Molecule: messenger RNA, 2469 nt
Organism: Geodia barretti
Lineage: Eukaryota; Metazoa; Porifera; Demospongiae; Tetractinellida; Geodiidae
Source: the annotation of a GenBank genome assembly
AUGACUACACCUGUACGGCGGCAGUAUCUUGGCGUCAAGCGUGAGCAUCAGGAUGAGAUUCUGCUGUUCCGCAUGGGCGACUUCUACGAGACUUUCGAUGAUGACGCUCGGUUGCUUUCGCGCGAGCUUGAGAUUGCGCUGACCUCACGCGAGUUCGGCAAAGGGCAGCGCGUGCCGCUUGCGGGCAUUCCGUAUCAUUCUCUCGAGGCGAGUCUCGCGCGGCUCAUCAAGAAGGGCUAUAAGGUCGCCAUCUGCGAGCAGGUCAGCGACCCCGCCACUUCCAAGGGCAUCGUUGACCGCGAGGUCGUGCGUGUCGUUACGCCGGGCACUGUUAUCGAGGAUACGCUGCUAGAGCAGAAGGCGAACAACUAUCUUGCCGCGCUGGUGGUUGAGGGCGAUGCGGCAGGGCUGUCCUGGGUGGACAUUACAACGAGUGAGUUCGCCACGACUCAGUUCGACCUGUCGCACCUUUCGGUCGAGAUGGCGCGCCUUCAGCCGUCUGAAUUGCUCGUGCCCGAUGGUCAGCCGGAUGUGGAUGAUUUGGAUAUUGGUGACCGCACGAUGCUGACUCCGCUCGCGGCAGAUGCGUUCCAUGCGGAUUGGGCGCGUGAGACCUUGCUGAGGCACUUCGGCGUGGCUUCGCUCGAGAGCUUCGGAUGCGAGGGGCAGGCGCUUGCCGUGAGAGCCGCAGGCGCUGUCAUAGACUAUCUUGAACAGACGCAGCGGAGUGCGGUUGGGCAAAUCAACACGCUGUACACCUACUCCACGGCGGACUACAUGGUUCUGGACGCGCAGACCCGCCGCAACCUUGAGCUGUAUGAAGGUGGAAGAUGGGGUUCGGAUGCGGUGGAGUGGUUUCAUCGGAGCGCAUUGAGGCGCGAGCGCGUGGUGAUGCUGCUGGAAGCCGUGUCCGAUAUGGAACGACUGGUGAACAGAGUUCGCGGGCACAGCGCCACACCGCGCGACUUGGUGGGCCUCGCCAAUAGCCUGGAAGCGGCACCUAAAAUCAAGGUGAUACUUUGCGAGGACGAUGAUGCGGACAAGGUGGAGUGGCUCGCCGAGCGAAUCACGGACAACGGCGAGGUUAUCGAAUUGGUGAGGCAGUCAAUAUCGGACGACCCGCCGCUAAGCGUGGGCGACGGUAAUGUGAUUCGCAAAGGCUUCUCGCCCGACCUCGAUGAAGUGCGCGGCGCAUCGCGCAAUGCCCAGGACUACAUCGCCCGCUUGGAGCAGAAGGAGCGAGAACGCACCGGCAUCAAGUCUCUCAAGGUGGGCUACAACAGGGUAUUCGGCUACUACAUCGAAAUAAGCAACUCCAAUCUCGCGCAAGCGCCCGAAGAUUAUGUACGCCGUCAGACACUUGUGGGUGGCGAGCGCUUCAUCACGCCGGAGAUGAAGGAGUACGAAUCACUCAUUCUGAACGCCCAGGACCGAAUUGGCGAGAUCGAAGGCGCGCUGUUCAGGCAGGUAUGUCAGCAGGUCGCCGGCCAUGCCGAGCAGAUACUGAGUACGGCGCGCGCCAUCGCCAACAUAGAUGUCUUCGCGUCUCUUGCAGAGGUAGCGUCGCGCUUCGGGUAUGUGCGCCCAGUCCUGGACGAGGGCGAUGCCGUGACGAUAAAGCAGGGGCGGCAUCCCGUAGUCGAGCGCAUGCUGCCAGCCGGGGACUUCGUAGCCAAUGAUGCGGCGCUGGCAAGCGGUGGCGAGCAGCUCAUCAUCCUGACUGGACCCAACAUGGCGGGCAAGUCAACAUACAUCCGUCAGGUGGCGGUCAUAGUGCUGAUGGCUCAGAUUGGCAGCUUCGUUCCGGCGGAUUCUGCGCGGGUUGGCGUCUGCGACAGGAUAUUCACUCGUGUAGGCUUGCAGGACGACCUCGCGAUGGGGCAAUCUACAUUCAUGGUUGAGAUGGUAGAGACGGCGGCUAUCCUGAACCAUGCGACUCCGCGCUCGCUGAUAGUGCUUGACGAGAUCGGACGCGGUACCAGUACCUAUGACGGGCUUGCAAUUGCUCGUGCAGUGGCGGAGCAUCUACACAAUAAUCCGAGGCUGGGCUGCAAGACGCUGUUCGCCACACACUACCAUGAACUGACGCAGCUUGCUGACAUUCUACCGCGCGCGUUCAACUACAAUGUGGUCGUAUCCGAGGACAAGGGGCAGGUUGUGUUCCUGCGCAACAUCGCGCCCGGCGGGGCGGACCGAAGCUACGGCGUGCAUGUGGCGCGACUGGCAGGCAUGCCCGCCAGCGUGGUCAACCGCGCGUGGGAUGUCCUCGCCGAGCUAGAGGACGACAGCCGCGUAAAUCGCUCGUCACCGCGGCGCAGGAGAGGCAGUCCGCAACCCCAGCAGAUGCCUCUGCUUACCUUUACAUCCCCUGUAGUUGAUGAAUUGCUUGCCCUCGAUGUCGCCUCGAUGACUCCGCUGGACGCCAUCAAUAAGCUGUACGAGUUGCAGGAGCGGGCGCGCGAAGAAUAG